Molecule: messenger RNA, 2055 nt
Organism: Lodderomyces oxycetoniae
Lineage: Eukaryota; Fungi; Ascomycota; Pichiomycetes; Serinales; Debaryomycetaceae
Gene: YVC1
Product: Yvc1p
Exons: 1
Coding region: 1-2055 (684 amino acids)
Biological process (GO): monoatomic ion transport; transmembrane transport
Cellular component (GO): membrane
Molecular function (GO): monoatomic ion channel activity
Source: RefSeq, a predicted model, not a curated record
AUGGUAGACUUGGAAGAGAGUAAUUUAUUUUUGCCUCCGUCGCAAGUGGAUACAGAUAAUGAAGGAUCCAUCUAUGGCAACGAGCAGCACUGUCCCAAUUCAAGGCAAGUGUUUAGAAUAUGCACAAAUCUUAAAUUGCUAAUCGAUAAAGUGAUACCAGUGCAAUUUGACGAAAAAGAGAUCACAAGACAGGACUCCUCGAUUUUGAACGAGCAAUUGAUUGAAUUAGUAUACAAAGCUGCAGGGGGGAAAGGUUCGGGCGAGAAAGGGUCGUCAUCUCACAGAUAUCGUGCAUGUUUAGUUUUUUGCUUGCUAAAAUGCUGCGAUUGGUAUUGGCAGCUUAGUGAAUACGAAUUGAGCGAUAAUGAGCUAUAUUCAUUACGUGCAUUGAGUACUCAGAUCCUCGCUGUAAAAUUGAUUGAAAGAGAAACAGCAAAUGACGAGUAUUUAUUCUUGAGCAUGCUAUGCCAUAGAUAUACCAUUUGCGUUAAUGGCAAAGAUGCCGUGCCUGUUAGUGCCUUAGAAAUGGCAGUGGACAUGCACUCAACUAUUGUUAUUGGAUCAAGCGGGUACCAGAGGUGUAUCAAAUGGUUAUGGCGUGGUUGGAUCGUUCAAUCGUCAAAAAAUCCUCAUUCCUACGUGAUGUAUAAGGGCGUUGCCUCUCAUUCUAUAAGAACUCACUUUGACCCAGCAAGAAUCAAAACUCCGCUAUAUCAGAACAUUUUGGAGAUUUUUUUCAGCUUUGUGUACCUUGCCUUGUUCACCAUUGUGCUUAAUACUCACUCUACUAAUUUUGCCGAUUUGGAUAUUUUUGAAAUACUAUUUUAUAUGUUCACCUUGGGAUUGAUAUGGGAUGAAGCGGUCAAAUUUUAUCAUGUUGGUUGGAACUACUUGGGAUUCUGGAAUGUUUUUAAUGAUUCUAUGUACAGUAUUAUUUCUGUUGCCGUGAUUUUCCGCUUUGCAAGCAUCAACAGCCACGGGCAUAUCAGAGACCGAUAUGACGAAAUAUCAUAUAGAAUCAUGAGUUGCGCAGCACCAUUAAUGUGGACAAGAUUAUUAUUAUUUUUGGAUGCGCAAAAGUUUGUUGGCGCCAUGAUUGUUGUUUUGAAAGUGAUGAUGAAGGAGUCUGUUUUGUUUUUUGUUUUGUUGGUUGUAGUUGUUGUUGGGUUCCUGCAAGGUUUUAUUGGACUCGAUGCUUCAGAUGGUAAGAAUGAGGCAACAAAGAAGAUUUUGGUUUCAUUAAUGAAGGUGGUUAUUGGAACUUCUUCGUUUGAUGAAAUGGGCAAAUUAGUGCCACCAUAUGCAUCGAUAUUGUACUAUUGCUAUUCAUUUUUGAUAAUGGUUAUUUUGAUGAACAUAUUGAUUGCAUUAUACUCAACGUCAUACGCCGCAGUAGUUGAAAAUGCCACAAAUGAAUAUUUUGCCUUGGUUUCACAAAAGACCUUGAGGUAUAUUAGAGCGCCCGAUGAGAACAUUUACGUACCGCCUUUCAACUUGCUUGAGAUAUUAAUGACUCCAUUUAGUUGGGUAAUGUCGUCAGAGAUUUACAAGGACAUGAAUUACUAUGUGAUGUUGAUCAUAUAUUCACCAUUGUUGCUUUAUAUCACGACAGAGGAGUUAUCAACAGCAAGAAGAAUAUCGUAUAACCGAUACAAGGGGUACCCCGAUGAUGCAAACGAGAAUGACACAGAAUGGGAUUUAACGGACGGAUUUGGUGAUAGUAGUAACUCUGGAUUCCGUGAUUCGGGAGAUGCGACUUCACCUCAAGAGGAAAUUAGAGAGCGAACCUCGGAAGUUAAUCAAGAGUUGAGAUUACAAAGGGAAAGCGAGAGACAGGACCCGGAAUUUUUGGUCAAUAUGCAAGGGUUCGAAAGUGCGAUUGAUAAUAUUGUUAAACCCGUUAAAGAGGCAAGCAAGAUCGGCUUAAGUUGGGAGUUUUAUGACUUGUAUAAGAAAGUUGACAAAUUGACUGAAUUAGUUGAACUUGUUGUUCGAGACAAUGAACAGAAAAAGGGGGCACUAUCGAGCGACACACUAUCGAGCAAAGCGAGAUAG